GCCUCUUACAUACACUACUAUUGCUGCCCGCCGAAAGUUUAAUCGCAAUGGCCAAAUUCAAAUUCUACGCAGUUUGUGUCGGCAGGGAAGGGCCUCAGAUAUACACCGAUUGGGAACAAUGUAAAGCCAACAUAACACGAUAUCCAGGAGCCAAGCAUAGGUCAUUUAAUUUGCGAUCAAAAGCAGAGGACUGGAUAUCACAACACCUUUUGGCUAAUCCAGGAGAUUCUGAUUCUGAAAUAGAACUUGUUGACGGUCCCUCGACCCUAAAACUCACAAAUAUCCCCGUCGCACACCAGAAAGUUGACUCCGAUUCUGACAUUGAAGUCGUCGCCUACAUCCCAGCAAGUAAAGCUUCAAAGCAACUCUCACUUCCUCCACAAUCAACCUCCACCCAAUUGCGUGACACGGAUGUGAUAGUGCUUUCCCCGGAGCAAGAGGAGGUGCUCAAACUAAUGAAAAACGAGAAAAGUGUCUUUUAUACUGGCUCGGCAGGGACCGGAAAAUCUGUGUUGUUACGGGAAAUCAUUAAAUGGUUUAAAGCAUCCAGGAAAAAUCUAGCAAUAACAGCUUCAACGGGAAUUGCUGCCGUCAACAUUGGCGGCACUACCGUACAUUCCUGGGCUGGGAUCGGGCUGGGAUUGGAUCCACCCAAGGACAUUGCAACCAAAUUUUUCACCAAUGCUCAAAGAUUUGCCGACGUUCUAAAGCGGUGGCAUCAAGUUGAUGCUCUUAUCAUCGAUGAAAUUUCUAUGCUUGACGGAAAUCUCUUUGAUACAUUGGAAUAUUUAGCACGCAGAAUUAGGGAAAGUGACCUUCCAUUCGGUGGUAUUCAGCUAAUUUUGUCUGGUGACUUCUGCCAACUCCCUCCUGUUCCUUCACGCGGUCAACAGGGCAGUUCAAAAGAAUCAUGUUUCACAUUUGAAGCUCGAAGCUGGGAAGAAUGUGUCGGGCCGCCGAUUGUCCUACAAAAAGUAUUUAGGCAAAAGGACCAACACUUUGUGGACAUGCUCAACUCGAUGCGUUUUGGUCAUUUGGAUUCUUCCGCUGUUAGUGCCUUCCACGCCCUGUCUCGAGAAGUCGUGUACACCGAUGGUAUUGAGCCUUCCGAAUUGUUCCCAACACGCCAGGAAGUAGAUAGAGCGAAUAGCACACGACUCAACAAACUCCAAUCUGAAGAGGUAAUAUAUCAAGCGCAGGACAUUCCAGGAACCGACGCCGAUGGCAAUCAAGUCCCGUGGGCUACAGCUUCGAGCCUGCUUAAUCGUUUGAUAGUCCCCAAAAUACUUUCGGUAAAGGUUGGCGCGCAGGUGAUGUUGGUCAAGAAUCUGUUUGAUCACGGAUUGGUCAAUGGUUCUAUAGGGAAAAUCGAAAGCUUCAGGACUGUGCUCGACGCCGUGGAGCAGGGGCGUACUGUGGGAACAACGAGGUCUGAAGGCUCUGGUCAAGACGUGUCAUUGGAGAACGACCCUUCUGUUGCCCGACUUCCCAGGGGACGAGUAUGGCCAGUCGUCCGAUUCUCUUCUGAGCGGAUGCUUCGCGCUACCAGGUUCCCUUGAUACUUGCUUGGGCGCUGUCGAUACACAAAAGUCAAGGUCAAACUCUAGAGCGUGUCAAGGUCGACCUUCAAAAUAUCUUUGAAAAGGGUCAGGCAUACGUCGCGUUGUCGAGGUCCACAAAGAUGGAGCAGCUUCAAGUACUGAAUUUCGAUGCAUCAAAGGUCAAAGCCCAUCCUCGUGUUCUCGCAUGGUAUGCAAAACAUACCGCAAAAAAUACUACGCACAAGGUCUCUGAACUGGAAUCCGAUCUAGAAGACAACAUAGAGUUUGAUGACCAAGAUAUUGAGAUGGACGAGAUGGACGAAAUGGACGAAAUAG
Molecule: messenger RNA, 1877 nt
Organism: Marasmius oreades (fairy-ring Marasmius)
Lineage: Eukaryota; Fungi; Basidiomycota; Agaricomycetes; Agaricales; Marasmiaceae
Exons: 16
Coding region: 48-1559 (503 amino acids)
Biological process (GO): DNA repair; telomere maintenance
Molecular function (GO): ATP hydrolysis activity; DNA helicase activity
Source: RefSeq, a predicted model, not a curated record